AUGGCGACGCGUAACCAAAACAUGGGCCCUGCUCCCACAGAGCCCAUAAUGGAAGCUCACACGUUGGUAACCCAACUUUAUGAUCCCGCAAACCAGCGCAAUCCAACCAGGAUAAAUGAAAUACAAACCCGGUUACAACAAUUACAGAAAAGUGACCAGGCCUGGGAAAUUGCCGACUUUCUUUUACAUCAACGCUCUAUGCAUCAUCGAUUUAUGGGAGCUUUGACUUUCACAGUCAAAAUCAAUGUAUCGGGGAGUGAUAUUGAGGAAUCUAUGACCUGGCAAAUUCUGGAACGUCUAAUCAAUCAUUUUAUCACGAUUGUGAAUGAGGAAGAACAGACAAUGGUUGUUAGAAAGCUUGCUUCUAGUCUGGUUGCUGUCUUCCGAAACUCUGCGAGCUCCUGGAAAAGAGCACUAUGGCAAUUAGCCGCAAGUCUGGCGCAUGGCGGAUACGUAUCUGAAGCAGACUCGCAGACAGUAGAAUUCCUGAAUGGAGUCCUCCCAGUCCUCAAUCCCCAGAAAGCUAAAGCUCUAGUAUUCUUUUCGGUCGCAUUGGCUGAGGAAGCUCUGCGUCUUGAAGCUGAGCCUCAUGACUUGGUCGGAUCGGCCAUUCAAAGGGUGGUGGCAAACAUUGACGAUGCCUUCUUGUUAGUCCAAUACCUCAUCCGCCAGAUCACAUAUCACGCCUCUCAAGCUGGCAGUGGAUCUAUGGAACCUACUUUGGGAAAUGAGGCCAUGGCAUCCUGGAAGGCUUGGCUUAGUGUCUAUGGAAAUCAUCGCCAUUCAAGUGACAAACAAACCCAGACCCUCGCUGUUUCAUGUGGUCAUGAUAUCAUUGAGGCGCUCCGAUUACCAACUUUUAGCGAAAGUGCAGCAACUGUAUUGACUUCAGCCCUCGAGACCCGCACCUGGGCCUUCGAUACCCAUUCCAUCUUUACCAUAUCUCAAAUUCUUUCUGACUCGAUCGUCACAAAACACCUCCUUGCAAUCGCCGACGAAAACGAUGACACUGAUAGUAUGACCUUCGUUGACCUGUUAGUCGCAUAUGUCUCACACGUCAAUUUCGACCUUUUCAGCGAUCCAAUGAAACCUCAUAACACCCAAAUACUUGCCAUCUUGCAUAAUAUUUUCAAAACACCAGGCUACGCUGCCAUUGAUGAAUCAGCCACAACCCGCGCCUUGGAGUAUUGGGGUGAGAUUGCCGAGUGCCUUCCGGACACAUUGGAUUCUGCCGAUUCCCGGUACCAAAUAGUCAAGGCUCAAAUGGCGGAAGUUGUCCUAGGAAUGUUCAACAAGCUACUUUAUCCCAACCCUAGUGAUCUAGCGGACUGGGGCGAUGACGAGCGGAGCGAAUUCAAUGCGUUUCGUCACGAAGCCUGUGACUACCUGCUUUCGGCAUAUCCGAUUUUGGGUAUUGAACUUGUCAACGUCUUCCAGGAGAGUGCAACAAAUAACCUCCAAAAGCUUGAUUGGCGAGGCUUCGAAGCAGCCAUGUUCUGUCUUGCCCAAUUAUCCGAGGCCGUUGACGAAAAUGGCCAUGCAGACCAGUGCCUGGACUCCAUUUUUGGAAGUGACGCCUUUGCACAACUGUGCCUUGGUGGUGAGACUGGAAUCCCCCUCAAGGCACGCCAAACACUUGUUGACUCCUUCGGUAAAUACGAGUCAUAUUUUGAACGCCACAGUUUCCUUCUGCCAAGUGUCCUUAACAUCCUCUUUGAAUCCUUGAAUUUCGAGUCGUGUGCUCAGCCGGCUUCCCGGUCCAUUUUGACACUUUCAAAGUCAUGCUCUCGAAUGCUGACUACAGAGCUCCCCAUUUUCCUUGAUCGAUUAGAUCAGUUCCGUACAAAGCCGACGGCAACUGUUUCUACCAUGCCAAAGGUUCUUGAAGGAAUCGCGACAAUCAUACAGAAGUUAGAUUCAGAUCAAGAAAAAGUACAAACAUUAGAGAGAAUUCUAGGAUUUUUCGUCCAGGAGGCCAACAAAGCCCGGGAUGAAGCAGCUGGCUCUACAUGCGACAUCGCCCAGGCCCAUGGUCAUCUUAUCUUGAGUUGCAUUGCCAGUAUCGGGAAGGGCCUUCGGUCUGAUGGCGAAGAGGUUAUCAACGUCGAUGCAGCACAAGAGCAAAAUCCAUAUCCUCCAUCAUUUUGGAAUGCGGGGCCUGGAUCUCCAGCGCAACAGCUAAUAAUGGAGGCGAUGCGACUUCUCAUUGUGGAUUUCCCUGUCGAUAGUGGCAUAAUCGAUUCAGCUUGUGAUAUUCUUAAGGCCGGCUACACUGAAUCAUCUGGUCUUUUCGUUUUCCCUCCAUCGUUGACAGUCGACUUUAUCAAAAGCUUCCCACUUGGGAUCUCAGGCACAGAUGUCAUCAUGGCCACGGCAUCAUCGUUCCUUGCCUCGCACGGCUCCCAUGCAAUGCAAAUUCGGGACCAGGCCGUGGAAUUGAUUGUCCAUGUGUCGCAGUUGUUUGCUUCUAUGCUUGACAAUCCUGAUGUUUAUGAUCCAGAAACUGCCAAUGCCGGAAUCGAUUUCCUCACGCGCCUUUUGCCGAAAUAUUACGCCAUUCUGUUCUCGCUCACAGAGCCACUUCCUUCCAGUGUUGGUUCUACCUCACAAGGCACACCAACCUUUGCCCUCUUACUUAAUUUCACUCUCCACGCUUUGACUCGCCCGGAACCUCUCGUGCUUCGUUCAGGGUCGGCCUUCUGGGUAGCCAUGCUAGAAUUGCGUGGUGGAUCCCCUGAGGAUACCAUGGCUCUCGACCAAGUUUUGGAGCGUUUCAUUCCAUCUUUGUGUGAGACGUUGAUCAGACAGAUUGCCGGCCGAUGUGCAAGGUCAGAUCUAACCUUCUUAAAUGACGUUCUUCGGCGAACCAUUUUCAAGAAAAUGGCUCUCGCGCGGCCAACUCUUACGAGUGCUCUUAAUGCCCUAGAUGCACAGACCACCGAUGCUCAUGGGCAGCAAUCACCCGUUCUCUCCCCACAAGACAAGUCUCGGUUCUUGGAGUCGCUUGUUGUUGCCAGAGGUGCAAGGUCGCCAUCGCUGGAAAUUGUUCGUUCUCUUUGGCUGAAGUGCCGUGGAAUGGCGUUUGAUUAUGCCCAAUAA
Molecule: messenger RNA, 3099 nt
Organism: Penicillium verhagenii
Lineage: Eukaryota; Fungi; Ascomycota; Eurotiomycetes; Eurotiales; Aspergillaceae
Product: putative importin 13
Exons: 4
Coding region: 1-3099 (1032 amino acids)
Biological process (GO): protein import into nucleus
Cellular component (GO): nuclear membrane; cytoplasm
Source: RefSeq, a predicted model, not a curated record